Lagenorhynchus albirostris (white-beaked dolphin) is the source of this 1945-nucleotide messenger RNA. RefSeq names its product nudix hydrolase 15 (gene NUDT15). Gene Ontology annotation, biological process: dGTP catabolic process. Gene Ontology annotation, molecular function: 8-oxo-7,8-dihydrodeoxyguanosine triphosphate pyrophosphatase activity. Bases 12 to 449 code for a protein of 145 amino acids. NCBI's taxonomy places the organism in Eukaryota, Metazoa, Chordata, Mammalia, Artiodactyla, Delphinidae. The record is from RefSeq and is a predicted model, not a curated record. The transcript is spliced from 3 exons. Gene Ontology annotation, cellular component: cytosol.
UCUCUCGCGCUAUGACGGCCAGUGCGGAGGCGCGGGGGCGGCGCCCAGGAGUCGGGGUAGGAGUAGUGGUGACCAGCUGCAGGCAUCCUCGCUGCGUCCUCCUGGGGAGGAGGAAAGGGUCAUUUGGAGCCGGCAAAUUCCAACUUCCUGGGGGCCACUUGGAGUUCGGUGAAAGCUGGGAAGAAUGUGCUCAAAGGGAAACCUGGGAAGAAGCAGCUCUUCACCUGAAAAAUGUUCACUUUGCCUCGGUUGUGAAUUCUUUCGUUGAGGAAGAGAAUUACCAUUAUGUCACUAUUUUAAUGAAAGGAGAGGUGGAUGUGACUCAUGAUUCAGAACCAAAGAAUGUAGAGCCUGAGAAAAAUGAAAGUCUUAGUAGCGGCACACGGGAUCUUCACUGUGGCAUGCGGGAUCUUAGUUCCCCAACCAGGGAUCGAACCUGCGUCCCCUGAUUGGAAGGCGGAUUCUUAACCACUGGACCACCAGGGAAGUCCCUAAAGUUGUUUUCUUAAUUGCUUACGUUUUCAAAGUUAUAUACGCACAUUGUAUAGUUUACCAUUUACAAAUCUCAUUUUCUAUUUUAACAGACUUUUUUUUAAGAGUGUGAGAGGAGCCCAAGUGAAAUUAGUGUAUAUUCCUUGAACUUAUGAAUUUCACAGUUUUUCCUACUCCUGUUUGAUUACUCCAUAUCCUUCUGUUGCUUGCUCAUUAGUUUUACUCCCUUCCUCAACUGACAUAAUCCUUGUUUGUCCCUGGCUCCUCCCUAAAUGAUAGACAUGGGAGGCUUGAUAAGAAGAACCCAGGCAGCCUUGUAGGUGAAACUCCUCCAUGGCUUUAUCCCAAAUAUAGUUGAUUGGGAAUUCAUUGAGAUAUGUCUUUAUGCCAGUACUUAUCGAAGCAGCUGUUUUAUAGUUUCAGAAACUUAUCACAAACCUGAGGAGUUUUUUCUGUCUGCUACUUUUCAAUUUUUAGUAGACAAACUCAUUAGGAGCUUGUGAGGUUUUCCAUUUGUUUGUUUUAAAUUCACCAAAUUAGACAUGAAGGUCUAUUUCAAUGAAAAGAAAAAAACCAACCUGGGCCCUUAUUUAUAGUAAAAAGUAAAAAGCUAAGUUUCAUGUUAGAGGGGGAUUGCACUUACUCGGCACCCAGCAUGCUCAGUGGCAUCCAAUAAUCACUCUGUAAAUUUCUCUCUAAAAGAGUGAAUGACCAGAGCAGGAUUUAGAGCUCUUUAAGUAAGCAGUUAAUUCUUAAAUGUUUUGAGAAUUGCCUUUAAUUGAAAAAACUACUACUACUCGCAGUAUUCUCAUGAAAUGUCUAUACCUCACUCUGCCAGGAUACUGGCAAGUCUGAAAUAGUUCUUCAUGUAUUUGCUAAAUCAAGCCCCGAGGUGUCCUCUAUCCCAAGAUAGGCAAGUGCUCCUACACUGACCCUCACAACAUCCGAGCAGAGGUCUGCCCAGCGGAGCAUCAUGUGAAUUCGGCCUCCCUGAGAUCCACCUGGAAGAGGCAGUUCUUCAUUAUCUGGACUGCCAGCUUUCCAGAUAAGGCAAAUAUUCCUUCAGAUGAAAUAUUCUCUUCUUGGGGGCAUCAAGGAUCAUUUAGGGAUCGUGGAGAAGGAGAGCUCAGGGAGUCAUCUGUAAGGGAGGAAACAAAGUCUUCCAACAUAAACUCAAUCAUAUAUUGAUGCUGCCUCUUUUAUUUUUAAAUUAUUUAUGUUGUACUUAGAAAUCAGUGUUGCACUUGAGUAGUGCUUGUGAAAAAUGCAAAUUAAAAAUAACAGUAGGCAUUGACUGAGAGGUGUGUACUAAGCUUUCCAUUUUAUGUACCUCAAGAAAUUGAACACGUAAGUUAAGGCCCCCCAUAAACAUUUAAUUUGCAUCUACUAUGUGCCAAAUAUUGUGGUAGAUGCUUAAUAAUAUUUACACUGUAAAUUGAAUCUAUCACACUUC